Molecule: messenger RNA, 11679 nt
Organism: Podarcis lilfordi (Lilford's wall lizard)
Lineage: Eukaryota; Metazoa; Chordata; Lepidosauria; Squamata; Lacertidae
Source: the annotation of a GenBank genome assembly
AUGCUUCGAGGAAGGACUGUGAGAUGCUGCCUUUUGCUGAUGCUCUUGACCAUCCUGCCUACACGGCCUGCAUUGGAAGGUGCGUUACCAAGAAUUGGGUGUCAUUCCCCCUAUUUUUCCUUCCUCCCCAAUAUUCACUGGUGCAAAGCCAUAGAAGGCUGGCUUAAUUCCCACUGGAAAAGAAUAUGACAAGUUAAUUGCGACUUAUUGCUAUCCUGUCAAUAUCAGUAGGGCUUCCUAUGUGACUGCUUGCCUUUAGAUCUGGGCCUCUGUUUUGGUUAAGAAAUAUUUCUUAACAGUAGUUAAUCAGGCUCAAGACAAAUUCCCAAAGCACUCAAUGUGCCCUCUUCUUUGGGAACUGCUGUUGCCCGCCAGCUUUUGCCACCCGGGGCUCGUUUGAAUAUGGGUUACAGCUUUUCAGCAACAAUUAUGGGAACUAAUGGCAGCACUCCUAACCUCUUUACCUCAGAGUAAGCUGCACUGAAUUUAAUAGGACUCAGGGGGAGAUUCUAACCAUGUUUGCUCAGGGGUUAGUUUAAUGACAAUGGAAGUUGCAUUAGUCACAACUAACUUGUUCCUUUGGUUUCAAUGGGCUUUUAGUGUCACUGAAGUAAAGCUCAUUGAGUUCAAGAUUUACUCCAGGUAAGUGAGUACAAGAAUGCAGUCUUAGGCACAACUAACCCAUACCCUUCAACAUUCCUCAAAUGAAAACAGGAACAUUUCUCAGUCCCCCUAACAAUUGACCCCAUUCCUCUACCCCCGAGGGACACCCUCUAAUUCCAAUGUAAUCUUAUUUCAAUCUUUGGAAGAUUUACAAAAAGAAAAACAUAUACCAAUUAAUAACUUUUAGAAAGGGGCAAUGUUAGACGUGGAUGGACAAAGCAUCUUAAAAAUCAAGACUCCGUGCACCCUGCUCCACUCCCCCUUUCAUUCCUCCCUGAAUGGUCCUGAUAGCCAACUCGCUACAUGAAGCUGGAUUUUAGGGUGGCAGCAGCCUCUCCUCCUGACCCGCCCUCCUGCAACUGCUGCAAACUGCCCAAGAGAAAAGGCCAGCAACAGCAGCCACAGAGAGUCCCUGGAGAGACACCAGAGAGGCAACAGGAUGUUCCUGCAGAGCUGCCACUGCCGCCGCCACUACUGCCACUGCUCUGAACAACCUCCAGCUCGUGCUCCUCUCCAAGCUCAGCAGCGGUAGCCCUGACGGGGGAUUAGGGACAUUCAGGGAUCAGAUCCCCAGCUAGCAUGGCUUUUGUAAUUCCAGAACUGUCCCCGAAAAACAGGGACACUUGGAGGUGAUGCUAAUCUUUUUGUUUGGUUGGAGUACGCGCCUUUUGUGCUGUUUGUUGCAGUAACCGCAAGUAGAAUAUGACAUAGGUUUAGCCAGCUUCAUUACACUUCUGGUUUUAUUUUGCACUGGAAGGUUUCCUAACAAAGAACGAGGACCCAUCCUCACUUUUGUUUGUGCCACGAUUUCUAGGCAGAGGUAUGUGAUUUGUAGGCAUGAGUCCAAGUGAGUGGGGUGUGUGUGUGUGGUCCCACUGCAGGAAACCCAUUUGACUUUUGUUUUGAUUUAGAGGUAAACAGUGAGUUUUCCCACUAAAGCAACGGGGCAAAAUAAAGCCCUGCCUGGACCUGUGUCUACUUAUGCCAGGCAAUUGCGGGAAAAACUGGUGUGGAUAGGUUAGAAUUUAUGUGAAUGGGUUAAGAAUUGAUUCAGCUCUCCUAGUUUUUCCUACCUUGCAGCUCAGUGGUUGAAGCACAACAGCAACAAAAUGGAAACUUUCCCCUUUCUUUCAGACACCAACGUGGCCCGCGCCGGAGAAGCUUCACAAUCCAGUAGCUACAGCUCGAUAGGAGCAGCUGGAAAUGCCAUUGACGGGAACCCAGCCAGUGAUUUUAACCAGGGAUCCUGCACCCACACAGAUUCUGAAAAUAAUCCAUGGUGGAUGGUAGACUUGAAGGCACAAUAUCAAGUACUCCGUGUCACCAUCACCAAUCGGAAAGACUGCUGUGCUCACCGUCUUAAUGGGGCUGAAAUCCGAGUUGGGGACUCCGCAGAGAGUGGAGGCACCACAAAUCCUAGGUACUGUAUACGGAUCGGAUGCUUUGUAGCCAGGGAAGGGGAAGCUGAGGCCCCCCAGGUGUUAUUGGAGUACCACUCCCAUCAUCUUGAUCCAUUGUCUAUGUUGGUUCAAGCAGGUGGCAGUUGGAGUCCAACAAUAUUUGGAGGGCCAUGGGUUUCCUAUAUCUUCCUUUCAUGUAGAGAAGUUGUGAGGUAUGAUUUUCUGUUCUGCCCUGUUUUCGUCACAUGCAGUUCAUUGUCUGCUGCAGUUCACUGUCUGCCAAAAGCUAUGUUAUUAUGUUUUGCUUUCCACUGUGGCAAAACUUCUGUCAUGAACACACCAGCUCCAAGUGUAAUCUUGCAGCUGGCUGCAGAAUGCAGUCUGGACAGGGGGGCUGGGCUUUCAUGCUGCCAUAGGAGAGCCCGCAGCUGCCAGCAUCAAGUCCCCCUGAUCUUGGAUGGCUGGCUGAUAAGGAAGGAACGGAGAGCAGGCUGGAACACAGCCAAAGCUCCCUGGAAGCCCAAACAGGCGUGGAAAGUCACAGAGACAGCUUUUUGGAACAGGAAGGGGCUGCAGCUGACUAAGUAAGUCCGAGGUGUAGGCAUAUAGGAAGGCUCCUAGACAAGUCGAAGGCUCAAUCUCUUCUGUUGACACAGGAAGAACCCCUCAGAAAGGUCAACUCAGUGAUGGGGGCUGGAGGUUUGUUAGGGCCGUCCGGAAAUAAUUGCUUGGCUUUUUUUGCAAUAAAUCCUCCUUUUUAAUUACUUACGCUUACUAUGUUAUCAAGCCGCGAACCUGGACUCCUAACAACUACAUAACUUAUGUAAUUUAUAUAAUUGAGUAUGUAAAUUACGUAGGUUGCAUUGUUCUGUUAUGCCACGCCAGCAUAGCUCUGACAGUAGAGCAUGAGACUUUAAAUCUUCAGCUCAUGAGUUCCAGACCCACACUGGACAAAAGAUUCCUAAUUUGCAGAUGUUUGGGCUAGGUGACCGUCAUAGUCCUUUCCAACUCUACUGUUCUAUGAUUCUAUGUAGGGUUUUUUGCUGAAAAAAAUUCUUCCAUUAUUGUUUAAUGCUAUUCUUUUUUUUUUAAUGAUUUUGUUUCUUUUCUAGAUGUGCUACAAUAAGUUCUUUGGGUGCUGGGGAAACAGAAACUUUUAACUGUGAAUCAUCAAAGGGCCAGUUUGUGACAGUUACCCUACCUGGGAAAGAAUACCUCACGCUUUGUGAAGUCCAGGUGUUUGGAUCUAAGAUAGAGUCCCCUGGUAAGUAGAAAACAUAUUGUCAUCUAUUUGUGUGCAAAGAGACUGAGGCUGUGGACACACCCUGUAUUUAAAGCACAUUAAAAUGCAUGACUUUCCCCCAAGAAUCCUGGGAUCUUUAGUUUAGGAUUGGCUUCUGUGAUUCCGGAAUGUCCAGCUUAAAUGGGGCAGUUGAUGGGUAUAGUAUACAGGCAUAAACUCUUACUUUCCAUGCUCUGCUGCUACUAAGCCUGCAACUGAAAUAACAGUUUCCCCUGAUUACACCCAGGCGCAGGGCUGGGGCAGAAGAGUGCUAGAGUCUUGUCUAGUCAAGUUGUAUAGGAUCGAUUCCAAUCUGUUACCUCCAAGGAUGCGGACAGGCUGCUUGGACAAGUGAAACUGACCACCUGUCUCCUUGAUCCUUGUCCAUCCUGGCUAUUAAAAGCGAGCCAGGAAGGGCUGGGCGAUGGGCUCUGCAGGGUGGUGACCUAGUGCUGGACCUUGGCACUCUGAGGUCACCAUGCUCACAAGCACCAGAGUGAGAGUCUUUUGGUCUGGCGCUGUGGCAUGAGGACUCGCUCCAGAGCGCUGGACCAAAAACGGAGAGAUCCGGCAAUCAAACAGAAGCCAGGAUUGGCUUCUGUGAUUCCGGAAUGUCCAGCUUAAAUGGGGCAGUUGAUGGGUACAGUAUACAGGCAUAAACUCUUACUUUCCAUGCUCUGCUGCUACUAAGCCUGCAACUGAAAUAACAGUUUCCCCUGAUUACACCCAGGCUCCCCUUCCCUCCCCUUUCUCACUUGUAGGGGAUUCACCCACUGCUGAGAUUUUGUUUCAGCACCAGACAAAAACCAUACCCUCCAACAUGUUGAGGCUGAAAACUGGGAUGCACAUUUUUGGGCCCUAGGACCUUGCAUACGAUUGUGAUCUCACAUGUUUUUAGGCACCUGCUGAGAGCAUGGCGAGAGCAUUAAUUAAGAAUUAAUUCAGCUCUCUUAGUUUUUCCUGCCUUGCAGUUCAGUGGUUGAAGCACAACAGCAACAAAAUGGAAACUUUCCCCUGUCUUUCUUUCAGACACCAAUGUGGCCCUCGCCGGAGAAGCUUCACAAUCCAGUAGCUACAGCUUGAUAGGAGCAGCUGGAAAUGCCAUUGACGGGAACCCAGCCAGUGAUUUUAACCAGGGAUCCUGCACCCACACAGAUUCUGAAAAUAAUCCAUGGUGGAUGGUAGACUUGAAGGCACAAUAUCAAGUACUCCAUGUCACCAUCACCAAUCGGAAAGACUGCUGUGCUCACCGUCUUAAUGGGGCUGAAAUCCGAGUUGGGGACUCCACAGAGAGAGGAGGGACCACAAAUCCUAGGUACUGUAUACAGAUUGGAUGCUUUGUAGCCAGGGAAGGGGAAGCUGAGGCCCCCCAGGUGUUAUUGGAGUACCACUCCCAUCAUCUUGAGUUCAAGCAGUUGGGAGGUGGAGUCCAACAAUAUCUGGAGGGCCAUGGGUUCCCCAUCCUUUCCUUACAUAUAGAGAUGUCAUGAGGUACGCUUUUCUGUUCUGCCCUGUUUUCGCCACAUGCAGGACUGUUUCCAUUCCACAGCAGUUCGCUUUCUGCCAAAAGCUAACUUACUUUGUCUUGCUGUUUGCUGUGGCAAAACUACAUAAGUUAUGUAAUUUAGUACAAUGGUACCUCAGGUUACAUACGCUUCAGGUUACAGACUCCGCUAACCCAGAAAUAGUACCUUGGGUUAAGAACUUUCCUUCAGGAUGAGAACAGAAACCGUGCAGCGGCAGCGGGAGGCCCCACUAGCUAAAGUGCUACUUCAGGUUAAGAACAGUUUCAGGUUAAGAACGGACCUCCGGAAUGAAUUAAGCACUUAACCCGAGGUACCACUGUAUGUAUAUUUGGCAGGUUUCAUUGUCCUGUUCUGCCAUGCCAGCAUAGCUCUGACAGUAGUACAUGAGACUUUUAAUCUCAGGCUCAUGGGUUCAAGAUUCCUAAAUUGCAGGGGAUUGGACUAGAUGACCCUCAUAGUCCUUUCAAACUCUACUGUUCUGUGAUUCUGUGAUUUCAUUGGAAUGGAAAUGCAAUGCAAAUCGGGGAACAUGAUGUAGUCAAUUACAUACUGUUUUUGGACUGAUCAGCAAAUACUGAUCAUAUCCACUGGAUCAAUUUCUGUUCCUCUCAUGGGGUGAAUUUGUCAACAUUGGCCAUUUCCACUUCUAUUUUGUCAACAUUUUCUGGCAUCCCUGCUUUAGAGGAUUAUGACACAGGGAGGACAAUGGAGUGCAAAUGUUCCAGACAGACCUCUUGCCAUUUGAUUUCUGAAAACAUAGCAAAUAUUUGCUUUCUUUUCUGACUUCUUCAUGUGAGUUCAGGUUGCUGAAAAAAAUUCUUCCAUUACUGUUUAAUGCUAUUUUUAUAUAUAUAUAUAUAAAAUGGUUUGGUUCUUUUCUAGAUGUGCUACAAUAAGUUCUUUGGGUGCUGGGAAAACAGGGAGCUUUAACUGUGAAGCAUCAAAGGGGCAGUAUGUGACUGUUACCCUACCUAGGAAAGAAUACCUCACGCUUUGUGAAGUCCAGGUUUUUGGACGGAAGAUAGAGUCCCCUGGUACGUAGAAAAGAUAUUGUCAUCUAUUUGUGUGCAAAGAGACUGAGGCUGUGGACACACCAACAGAAUGGUUGGGGCCCGUUCCGUGGAGGGGGGGGGAUGCACGGGGACACCCAUUCUGAGUGAUCACAAGUAGGAGGAGGAAUUGUGCUAAGACCAGACCAUGUCAUUACUGAGGAGGCAAGUUUAGUCAUUGUUUGAAGUCUAUCCCUGCCUCCAGGUCUGGUCUAGACCAGAAGGAUACUGGAAUCAACAAGGGAGACCCACAUGACCCACAUGCCAGGUGAAUGAUUCACAAGACGGUUGUCACCCACGACUUGGUCGUGGACGGAGGACUUAACCUGGCAUGUGGUUGGAUGAAGCAGAUGGGCCUGUCCUUGCUUCUUGUCCACCAGGUUUCUCUUACGCACAGCAACCCAGGACAUAUGGGCGGGUGGGUGCUGCAGUGAUAUUUAGAAAGUCAUUAGCUUACACCAGGUGUCCUAUUGGGAAGACCCAGUUUUCUGAGUGCAUGUUCUGGAAGGUGAGCAAUAGGGGCAGUACAGGAUUCCUUUUGCUGUACUGACCUCCCUGCCGCACCAAAGAUUCCCUGUCCAAGCUGCUUCAGGUCGUGGCGGAUGUUGUCCUAGAGACACCUAGUUUGGUUGUCCUAGGGGAUUUUAACAUUCAUGCCGACACGAUCUUAUAAGGGGCCCCUCAGAACUUCAUGCAAAGUAUGACCUCCAUGGAGCUGUCCCUGAAUAAGUUUGACCCAACUCAUAGUCGCGGACAUGCCUUAGACCUAGUGUUCACCUCUAUGAAUGUGGGUGAUCUGACACUAAGGAAAAGCAAAACAAAAGAAGUUCCAUGCUCGGAUCACUUUCUGGUGCAACUGGACUUCUCCAUGACCCUUCCCAUUUGCAGGGAGGUGGGGCUAAUUUGUAUGGUCCGCCCCCACCACUUAAUGGAUCCAAAUGGUUUCCAGAGAGCGGUAGGGAAUGUUUUAUUCCAUGUUGAUGGUCUUUCAGCUGAUUCCCUGGUGGCCUGCUAGAAUGUGGACUUAACCAGGGCUAUUGACUGUUUGGCUCUGAAGCACCCUCCCCGAUUACAUGGAGCCUGGACAGUCCCAUGGUUUCCCCAGAGUUGAGGGCGAUGAAACAAUCGCUGAAAUGGCUAGACGGCCAGUGGUGGAAAUCUCAUUUUGAAUUAGACCAGACAUGGGUUAGAGCUGAACAUUGAGCCUACCAAGUGGCAAUAGUGACACCGUAUAGGACCUUUCAUCUGCAGAAAACAGCAGCAGGAGACUCUUUCAGGUGGUUUGCAAUCUAACGGAACCACCUUUGCCGUUGGGGCCUGGUAAGGACCCCAAUAUCUCCUGCAAUGAUUUUGCAAAAUUUUUUGCGGAUAAAGUCUGCAAAGUUUGCAGAGUUGGAAGGAGGUAGACUCCACCUUCCACCCUAGGAGCAGGGCUGGGGCAGAAGAGUGCUAGAGUCUUGUCUAGUCAAGUUGUAUAGGAUCGAUUCCAAUCUGUUACCUCCAAGGAUGCGGACAGGCUGCUUGGACAAGUGAAACUGACCACCUGUCUCCUUGAUCCUUGUCCAUCCUGGCUAUUAAAAGCGAGCCAGGAAGGGCUGGGCGAUGGGCUCUGCAGGGUGGUGACCUAGUGCCGGACCUUGGCACUCUGAGGUCACCAUGCUCACAAGCACCAGAGUGAGAGUCUUUUGGUCUGGCGCUGUGGCAUGAGGACUCUCUGCAGAGCGCUGGACCAAAAACGGAGAGAUCCGGCAAUCAAACAGAAGCCAGGAUUGGCUUCUGUGAUUCCGGAAUGUCCAGCUUAAAUGGGGCAGUUGAUGGGUACAGUAUACAGGCAUAAACUCUUACUUUCCAUGCUCUGCUGCUACUAAGCCUGCAACUGAAAUAACAGUUUCCCCUGAUUACACCCAGGCUCCCCUUCCCUCCCCUUUCUCACUUGCAGGGGAUUCACCCACUGCUGAGAUUUUGUUUCAGCACCAGACAAAAAUCAUACCCUCCAACAUGUUGAGGCUGAAAACUGGGAUGCACAUUUUUGGGCCCUAGGACCUCACAUACGAUUGUGAUCUCACAUGUUUUUAGGCACCUGCUGAGAGCAUGGCGAGAGCAUUAAUUAAGAAUUAAUUCAGCUCUCUUAGUUUUUCCUGCCUUGCAGUUCAGUGGUGGAAGCACAACAGCAACAAAAUGGAAACUUUCCCCUGUUUUUCUUUCAGACACCAAUGUGGCCCUCGCCGGAGAAGCUUCACAAUCCAGUACCUACAGCUCGCUAGGAGCAGCUAGAAAUGCCAUUGACGGGUACCCAGCCAGGGAUUUUAACCAGGGAUCCUGCACCCACACAGAUUCUGAAAAUAAUCCAUGGUGGAUGGUAGACUUGAAGGCACAAUAUCAAGUACUCCGUGUCACCAUCACCAAUCGGAAAGACUGCUGUGCUCACCGUCUUAAUGGGGCUGAAAUCCGAGUUGGGGACUCCGCAGAGAGUGGAGGCACCACAAAUCCUAGGUACUGUAUACAGAUCGGAUGCUUUGUAGCCAGGGAAGGGGAAGCUGAGGCCCCCCAGGUGUUAUUGGAGUACCACUCCCAUCAUCUUGAUCCAUUGUCUAUGUUGAGUUCAAGCAGGUGGGAGGUGGAGUCCAACAAUAUCUGGAGGGCCAUGGGUUCCCCAUCCUUUCCUUACAUAUAGAGAUGUCAUGAGGUACGCUUUUCUGUUCUGCCCUGUUUUCGCCACAUGCAGGACUGUUUCCAUUCCACAGCAGUUCGCUUUCUGCCAAAAGCUAACUUACUUUGUCUUGCUGUUUGCUGUGGCAAAACUACCUAAGUUAUGUAAUUUAGUAUGUAUAUUAGGCAGGUUACACUGUCCUGUUAUGCCAUGCCAGCAUAGCUCCGACAGUAGUACACGAAACUUUUAAUCUCAGGCUCAUGGGUUCAAGAUUCCUAAAUUGCAGGGGGUUGGACUAGAUGACCCUCAUAGUCCUUUCAAACUCUGCUGUUCUAUGAUUCUAUCAUUUCAUUGGAAUGGAAAUGCAAUGCAAAUCGGGGAACAUGAUGUAGUCAAUUACAUUCUGGUUUUGGAUUGAUCAGCAAAUACUGAUCAUAUCCACUAGAUCAAUUUCUGUUCCUCUCAUGGGGUGAAUUUGUCAACACUGGCCAUUUCCACUUCUAGUUUGUCAACAUUUUCUGGCAUCCCGGCUUUACAGCAUUAUGGCACAGGGAGGACAAUGGGGUGCAAAUGUUCCAGACAGAUCUCUUGCCGUUUGAUUUCUGAAAACAUAGCAAAUAUUUGCUUUCUUUUCUGACUUUUUCAUGUGAGUUCAGGUUGCUGAAAAAAAUUCUUCCAUUACUGUUUAAUGCUAUUUUUUAAAAUAAUAAUAAUAAUAAUAAUAAUAAUAAUAAUAAUAUAUGAUUUGGUUCUUUUCUAGAUGUGCUACAAUAGGUUCUUUGGGUGCUGGGGAAAUAGGCAGCUUUAACUGUGAAGCAUCAAAGGGGCAGUAUGUGACUGUUACCCUACCUAGGAAAGAAUACCUCACGCUUUGUGAAGUCCAGGUGUUUGGAUGUAAAAUAGAGACCCCUGGUAAGUAGAAAAGAUAUUGUCAUCUAUUUGUGCGCAAACAGACUGAGGCUGUGGACACACCCUGUAUUUAAAGCACAUUUAAAUGCAUGAGUUUUCCCCAAGAAUCCUGGGAUCUUUAGUUUAGGAUUGGCUUCUGUGAUUCUGGAAUGUCCAGCUUAAAUGGGGCAGUUGACGGGUAUAGUAUACAGGCAUAAACUCUUACUUUCCAUGCUCUGCUGCUACUAAGCCUGCAACUGAAAUAACGGUUUCCCCUGAUCACACCCAGGCACCCCUUCCUCUCCUUCCUCACUUGUAGGGGAUUCACCCACUGCUGAGAUUUUGUUCCUCACAAUUGUUAUGAUUCUGCCAUGUCAGAGAACCCUGGGAACUGUAGUGUUAAAUGAGGGAAUCUUUCAUUAAAGGAUAAUUUCCCAGAAUUCUUUGGAGGAAGCCAUGACAGUUAAAUCAUGAUAGAACCCAGAAGCGAGAUUCAACUAUUUUAUUUCUUUGUAUUUAAAUGAUAAAUCAGGACUUCCAGGUCAGCGCCAUCGGUGAAUGGCGGAGUUCCUCCAUCCGGAGGAACGGGCUCCGUGGAAACUGGGUCUUCCCGCCGCGGCGAAGGUGGGGACCCGCUAGAAAUCCCAGGCAGAGGAAGCCUGGGAACGUGGGGUUCGGCAGGGCACCAGAAGCGCCCCCCUACUCGCAGGGAAUCCCAUUUAGGGGCCAGUCCUCCAACACGUCUUGACAAGCAACUGCUGGCAGGCGAGCGUGUCGCACAUUGUUGGGAAGUCUGUUGUCAGGAAGGAGUGUGCUGUGUAUGUUACUGGGGGGGGGGGCUGAUUCCCCCACCCGAACAAAGGGCGGUAGGCCAAAUAGGUUUGGGAACCUCUGGUCUAGAAAGUUCACUAUAUCUACUAUAUUCAUUGACUUUCCUGUGGGACAUUGACAAAACUCUUCUCGAGUUCUGUGCUAUUUGGGGGCUUGCGAUACCAGUGAACACUAUCGAGCAAGUAUACAGUGGUACCUUGGUUUGCAUACGUUUUGGAUUACAAACACGUCAAACCCGGAUGUGCGUGUCCUGGUUUGCAACUUUUUUUUUUUUAAUUACAACCCAUUCUUUUUUUUUGGAUUAUGAACAAAUUUUUUUUGGAGGCCCAUUGGUGAAAGCGCGCCUUGAGUUACAACCUGUUUUGGUUUACAAACGGACCUCUGGAACGGAUUAUGGUUGUAAACCAAGGUACCACUGUGCUUUGUUUCUUUUAAUAAGAUUUGGCAUGGCUCAGUGAAACACAUAGGAAAUCUUGCUUUGACAUUUAACAUAUGUUUUGUCUAGGAGAUGAAGAGGGGACCGCAUCUGGAAUGGAAGAAGCAGGAGGUCAGUAAAUGAUCCUCACAUUCAUGUGUUCCAAAAGCCUAAAACAUUAUACACUAGACAUGAACAGUCAAUAUUUGUUUAGCUGGUUAGUUUGAAUCAAUAUGGUAAAUUUGGUCUUUUUCACCUCACCAAACAUUCCCAGCAACUCGAUGCUUGUCCCUCUUGUUCCUAAGCCUCUAUAAGGUGGCUCAUUUCAUCUUGCAGGGCACAGCCCUCCAUCCCACCCACCCCCAUCACAAUCUUUAGGGCAGUGACCUGGGGCCCUUCAGAUCUUAUUGGACUUCAACUCCCACCAGUCCCAGCCAAUAUGGGCAAUGACCAGGAAUGAUGAAAGCUCCAGAUGCAUACAGUUAUCCAAUCAUUUUUUUCUGCUGAGAGCUACAAGUGGAUUUGUGUGUGUGUGUGUGUACACUCUUUUAAUGUGUGCAUCCUGCUAUAUUCCAUGCACACUAGUGGGUAGGACAAAGCUCAGUGGAUGGGGAAGCCUCCCAUAAAAACCUUUCUGCUGCUCCCACCAGAUACAUGUUGUUAUUGUUGUUGUUGUUGUUGUUAUUUAUUAAUGAGGCAUGGCAGUGCUACCUGGAGCAAAUAAUCCAAUAAUAUGAUGCUUCUAGUCAAGACAAACCCACUUGGAAUGUACAAACUGCAAAAGUGAACAGGGACUUUCAUCCCAAUAGCCAGAAAGCAGCCACUCUAAGGAGACAGGUGGAGGUGGGCAGAUGAGGACCCUUUCCCCUCAUCAACUGAGGAAGCUCAGUGUGUCAGAAUUGGACAGUUCUUGUUUUGGAUGUAGACCCAUAUAAUCUUCUCCCCAUCUUGAAUUCUGCAGGACAGCCUGUGUGA